Molecule: messenger RNA, 1428 nt
Organism: Biomphalaria glabrata
Lineage: Eukaryota; Metazoa; Mollusca; Gastropoda; Planorbidae
Product: serpin B6-like
Exons: 3
Coding region: 82-1323 (413 amino acids)
Molecular function (GO): serine-type endopeptidase inhibitor activity
Source: RefSeq, a predicted model, not a curated record
UCCAGUUAUUGACGAAGUAUUACAUGGCUAAUACAUUCACAGUGAUACCUUGAGGCAUUCUUCGGAUCCACAACCUUAACAAUGUGGAGGAAGAUAUUUUUUUCUUUGCUUGCUGGCUGCUGGCUAGCAGAGUGGAGCUCUGCCCACACCACCAGUAACGAUACGGACAUCCAGAUACUGACCAAUGCUGUGUCCGUGUUCUCUUACGACCUGUAUAGAAGAAUUGGCGUCAAGGCCGUGAAUGUGAUCUACAGUCCGUUGAGCGCCCACACCGUUCUUUCCCUGGCGUAUAUGGGGGCCAAGGGCAACACCGAGCAUCAGAUGAAAAACGUACUUAGGCUCAAGGAUCUACCUUCACCCCAUGAAGCUUUUCAUGCGCUACUACAUAACAUUACUGAAGUACAAGAUGUUGAAGUCUUGGUGGCCAAUGGCAUGUGGUUGAAUCCUAAGCUGAAAUUGAGACCAGAGUAUCAGAGACAAGUUUCAACUUUGUACAAUGCAGCCUCAGAAACUAUAGACUUUAAGUCACUUGGCGGUCCGGAGAGACCUAUCAAUGAAUGGAUCGCUAAUCAAACAAAGAAUCAAAUCACAUCUUUCAUGCUACCAAGUACAAUAUCCCAAGAUAUCCAGAUGAUUUUGAUCAACACUUUAUUCUUUAAUGGAACAUGGGAGUCCCCAUUCGAUGAGUAUUUGACUCAUAAAAACUCCUUUCAACUUUCAUUGGGAAAUAAAAUAGACAUUGAUUUCAUGAGGCAGACUGCUACGUACCAAGUCAAAAUGUCAGCAGUGGAGAAUGUCGACGUCAUCAGAAUGCCUUUCACAAACGAGAGGUUUGCCUUUUACAUAGCACUUCCCAAGUCUUAUUCUGGACUUAGAGACUUCGAAAUGAUGAUUGUUCUACAAGAUUACGAACGAAUCAACGGAUUGUUUACGGACAUGAAGACCGAGCGUGUUGAUCUCAUGUUGCCAAAGUUUAAGAUUACAACGUCACUUAAUUUAAAUAGAGGCUUGAAAAAUUUGGGGAUGACCGACGCCUUUGGCCAGCUGGCAAAUUUCCACGGUAUCUCUGAGAAUCAAUUGUUUUUAUCAGAAGUUAUACAGAAAGCCACAAUAGAAGUCACAGAGAAGGGAACACUGGCAGAUGCCGCUUCAGCUGUCACUCUUUCUAACAGACUAGGAUUGCUUCGGAAACCUUUAAAGUUUAAUGUGGAUCACCCGUUUAUGUUUUUCCUACGCGAUGAUCUCAAUGGCCUGAUUCUGUUCCAAGGAAAGUUCACAAAUCCUACAGUUAAGGAAUCAUCUGAGGAUCGGCGCCGAAAAUAGAAUAGUUUUGUGUUUAUUGAAAAUCAGCAAUAAAUUUCUCCCACUUACCUGUAUUACUUUGUAGACUACACAAAAUAAAUUAAAAUUAUAAAACAAAAAAACAAA